This is a messenger RNA of Oldenlandia corymbosa var. corymbosa, 2576 nucleotides long. NCBI's taxonomy places the organism in Eukaryota, Viridiplantae, Streptophyta, Magnoliopsida, Gentianales, Rubiaceae. The record is from the annotation of a GenBank genome assembly.
AAAAAUACUAAAGCCCAUAUUCUCCGUUUCGAAAACCAAAAAAAUAAAAAUAAAAAUUAUACAAAGUUGGAAUACAUGUUUUUGCUGGAGAAAAAGAUUUUGUCUUUCUUUUUAUUUCUUUUAAGAAAACAUAUAAAAGGUUGAAGACGAACUGAAGUUCCCUUCGUCAGUCCUUUGCUAACAGUAAACCAAAAUGUUUCUCUAAAAGGAGGUCAGUAGAUUUUCUGCUGUUAAAAGAGAAGACACUCGAAAUUUUGAAGCUUCAGUAAGGUAUCUGUUUCUUGAUGUUAAGAUUGUCACCCAGAAAUUCAUUUUCUAGACCCGUUUGAUUAUGUUUUCUCUUAAAAAUUUGAUCUUUCAGUGUUUGAACUUCGGUGCUUUACUUGGGUUUCUGUUUCGGAGGUAGUUUUUGGACUUGUGUGGUGGCAUCCCUUUGGAAAGUUUUGUGCAUGUUACAUGCUUGACAUAAUGUCUCUGUUGGAUUGAACUUCAAUGCUUCUUGGAAUAAUGGCGUACCGAACAAUUAGAAGCCCUUUUAACUAGCUGGUUCUCUUUUCAUCAUUUUCAUUAUUAUGUGAUUCAUAAAGGAGUUGUGAUGUUUUGAUGAUGAACAAUUCAGUUGGGAAAAAAAAGACGGUUUGGUUCCUUGGCUAGCUGCUGAUUAAUUCUUAAAGUAUGCAUCUUCUACGAUACGGAUAUGAUGUGAGUUUCUUGUUAUAAGUUACAGACAAGCCUGUCCAAUUUUAGUUAUGUCUUGUUGAAUAGCAGGACGUCUAGUGGGUGUAGUAUUUGAGUGAACCUUAGAACGAUACUUUGAUUUGGUGCCUCAGUUUUCUUGGGAUUCAUUUUGGAUUGGAGUUUUAGAGCCCCCCUGGGCUUCUCUGAGAAGUGUGGAAAUUGGAGUGCAUACAUUGGAGUUUGAUUCGGUGGCGGGGCUUGUUCUUUGUUAUUUAUUGUGGGCAACAGAAUUGAUUAUUUUUGUCUGAGAAGUGUGGAAAUUGGUGUACUUUGCCUUUGAAUUGGAGUUUGAUUCGGUGGUGGGAAUUGUUCUUGUUAUUUUGGUAUAAUGAUUCGCUGGAUAGAUUAGCUGUGAUGCUAUCUCUUGCCCUUUAUCAUGUGCUUUAUUAUCUUGUUUUAUGCUGCUGAAUGGAUUUGAUAUGGGCAAUUGGCUACAGGGAGCUAUAUUAACACUUUCCAAAUUCCUUGGUGCCUAAUAAAUUAAUGAUUUGUAGACCAAGAUGCCUUGUUUUGGUUAUUAUACUCUGAAAUUGGGUUUGACUACAUCUGUGGCAUAAAUUGUUCGACAAACAAUACAGUGUUGAGACUAAUGAUGCGGGCAGUGUCACUGGCGAAGCUGGCCAGGCGAUACAGUCAACUUGGAUUAUAUGGGAAUCAAGUUCUUUCCCAGCACACAAUGGUUACUCGCUCUUCAGUUAACAGCCAAAGUGAUGCAGAUGUCGCAGAAUCAUGGGACAGCCAACUUGUUGAUCACGGACAUCACCGAGUGCUUCAGCAAACUGUUGGAACUUGGCAAGCACCGACAAUUGGAGAAAAGAUCUCAAGGACGGAGAAGAUUCAGAAUCUUGUGAAAGCACUCAACGAUCUCGAUAAUAACAAAGAAGCUAUUUACAGUACUCUUGAUGGCUGGGUUGCCUGGGAAAAGAAUUUCCCUAUAGGUCCUCUGAAGCAGGCUCUGCUUAGCCUUGAGAGAGAUCAACAGUGGCACAAAAUUAUUCAGGUUAUUAAAUGGAUGCUUAGCAAGGGACAAGGAAACACAAUGGGAACAUAUAGACAGUUGAUUCGCGCACUUGAUAUGGACCAUAGAGCGAAAGAAGCACAUGAAUUUUGGAUGAAGAAAAUCGGCUCUGAAUCCCAUUCAGUCCCUUGGGAGCUAUGCCAGUUGAUGAUCUCUAUAUACUACCGCAAUGACAUGCUGCAGGAACUCGUGAAACUAUUCAAGGGCUUGGAAUCGCUUGAUCGUAAACCACCAGAUAAGUCCAUAGUGCAGAAAGUAGCUGAUACAUAUGAGAAGUUGGGAAAACCUGAAGAGAAGGAAAGAGUAUUGGCCAAGUAUGCAGAACUGUUUGCUGCUGAACCCGAGAAAUCGAAACGCAAGAAAAAGCGAUAUAAGAAAAGAACAUCAGAUGAGAAUAAGGAAAACCCAUGAUGUCAUGAAGGUUUUAGGCAUUUGGCUGUUUACUAGAGUCUCAUCAAUAUCCUUAUUCUUCGACAACGGUGUUCAUAGUGAAAUUUUGCUUAAUUGCCAUCUUUGGGACUUAUGAUCAUGAAAAUCUCGAAAUGCAUAAUGGUUUGUUUGCUGUUGGCCCGUUGCAUUCCAUUUCGUCUGAAUCCAAUCCGAUUGCCAAAUGAUUAGUUCAACGGUAGAUACUUUGCCAUAUGUUAAUUUCAAAUAUUAUUUCAUUUGUAAUAUAGCUUCUGUCAUCACUUGGAUCCAUAAAAAUGAUUAAAUAUAAAAAACGAGAUAAAAAUAUCCUUGCUCUUGCCAAAAUUAAAGUAAAAAAAACAAUACUCUUUCUGUUCUAGAAAAAAUAGUCCAUAUUGAGUUUUCAAAUUUG